Messenger RNA from Salvia splendens (bonfire salvia), 999 nucleotides. RefSeq names its product putative germin-like protein 2-1. NCBI's taxonomy places the organism in Eukaryota, Viridiplantae, Streptophyta, Magnoliopsida, Lamiales, Lamiaceae. The transcript has 2 exons. Gene Ontology annotation, molecular function: manganese ion binding. The record is from RefSeq and is a predicted model, not a curated record. The coding region runs from base 327 to 977 and encodes 216 amino acids.
UCGGCCUUUUGACCAUAUCUUAGCAAAAUAUUUAAUCAGCAACGCAAUUAUCCAAACAUUCAAAUUAGUUAUUAAGAUUUUCAUGAACAUCUUCCAAGUGCCAUGCAAGGACGGCUUUUCCUAGCACAAACGAAAAAGAAAAGGACAAGAAGGCCGAAGACAAUCGAAUACAAAAUCCAAUGAAAAAAACCUCUAUAAAUGCUAGAAUGCAAACUGCAAAUAAUGCACUUCACCAUUAAGAUUGAGAAACACAUACUCAUUUAUUCUUCUUCUUCAUCUUCUUCCUAUAUCAUAUCCAUUUCGAUCGAGCUUCUCAAGCAUCCAUCAUGACUAACAACAUUGUUUUAUUAAGCCUGGUAGCCUUGUCUCUUGCCUUCCUGGCAUCCGCCUUCGAGCCUAGUCCAUUGCAAGAUUUUUGUGUAGCUGAUGCCACCACCCCAGCCAGAGUGAAUGGCCAACCAUGCAAGAACCCAUCAUCGGUGGGAGCUGCCGACUUCUCCUUCAGUGGACUCCAUAUUCCCGGAAACACCUCAAACCCUAAUGGCUCGAGGGUAACUCCGGUCAGUGUAGCCCAAUUGCCUGGCCUCAACACCCUCGGUAUCUCUAUGGUGCGUAUUGACUAUGCACCCUGGGGUAUCAACCCUCCGCAUACUCACCCAAGAGCCACUGAGAUCUUAACGGUUAUUGAGGGAUCGCUUCAGGUUGGGUUCAUCACAUCCAAUCCUGAUAACAACCUCAUCACGAAAACCCUUCAGAAGGGUGACGUUUUUGCCUUCCCAAUCGGGCUUGUUCACUUCCAGCGCAAUGUCGGAACUAAAGACGCUGUUGCCAUAGCCGCAUUGAGCAGCCAGAACCCUGGUGUCAUCACCAUUGCUAAUGCGGUUUUUGGGUCAGAGCCCAAAAUUAGUAGCGAUGUUCUCACCAAGGCCUUCCAGGUCGAACCGAGCAUCGUGCAGAAGCUCCAGGCCACAUUUUAGAGAGUUGCGAACUGGCUCCAAC